Molecule: messenger RNA, 835 nt
Organism: Microcebus murinus (gray mouse lemur)
Lineage: Eukaryota; Metazoa; Chordata; Mammalia; Primates; Cheirogaleidae
Source: RefSeq, a predicted model, not a curated record
GGAAGAGCAGUUUGUCCCACCACGUUUUCGUGGUGGAAGAGCAGUUUGUCCUACCACGUUUUCGUGGCUGCUGACUCUAUGGCCAUCUCCCUCCCCCCGCCCCGCCCCGCCCUGCAGGGAGCGGAGAGAGAGAGAGCUGCACGAGGCGUACAAGAAUGCGCGGUCCCGGGAGGAGGCGGAGGGCGUCCUGCAGCAGUACAUCGAGAGGUUCACCAUCAGCGAGGCUGUUCUCGAGCGCCUGGAGAUGCCAAAAAUUCUGGAAAGAAGCCAUUCCACAGAGCCAAACUCGCCUUCCUUCCCGAGCGACCCCAACCCCAUGAAGUACCUGCGGCAGCAGUCGCUGCCUCCGCCCAAAUUCACUGCCAGCGUGGAGACCACCAUCGCCCGCGCCAGCCUUCCGGAAGCCGGCGUGCCCGCGGGCGGCGGGUCUCCAGGCAAAACCGCCGCCCCCAGGGCCGUGCCUGUGCUGACGCCCAAGCCUUACGCCCAGCCCAGGAACUCCCAAGAGGUUCUGAAGACCUUUAAGGUAGAUGGGAAGGUCAGCAUGAAUGGAGAGACCGCUCACAGAGAGGAGGAGGGGAGGGAGAGAGGGAGCCCCCCCGCCGUGGCACCUGCCCCCUCCUUAACCAGAUCCCAGAUGUUUGAAGGUGUGGCCACCGUGCUCGGGUCCCCUGUGGAGCUGAAACAGGGCAACAACAGCAUCGAGAUCAGCAUAAAGAAACCAAAUGCUGUUCCCCAGGAACUGACGGUAAGAACCAAACUUUUUGUUUCCCUCUUUGGGAUAAUUCCAGGGUGGAAGAAUCUGUUUUUUAAGAAAUAAGUAGAUUAUGAUAAU